Messenger RNA from Drosophila busckii, 1039 nucleotides. RefSeq lists its product as uncharacterized. The transcript has 3 exons. Lineage: Eukaryota; Metazoa; Arthropoda; Insecta; Diptera; Drosophilidae. The coding region runs from base 132 to 860 and encodes 242 amino acids. The record is from RefSeq and is a predicted model, not a curated record.
AUCUCAACGUACACACUGAACGUUCAAUUAGGAAACCAAGCAACAAAAAGAAAAAAGUUCUUUGUUAAUUGAAAAAUUAUUGAGUAUUUUAAACUAUUUUCUCUGGCACGCAGGCAAGGCAACUUUAAACAAUGGUCAACGAAAUAAAUAAGCCAAUGGACAAUUCAGCGCUGCGAGGUAAUCUGGAAGCGUCGAAUCAGCAGCUACAGGAAAUGCAAACACAACGGCGCCAGUUGGUAGAGGAGGUAGAAACAUUGAGGUCGGAAUUUACACGGCUUAGCACACAGCGUCAGCAGUUGAUGAUGUCCAGUCAUGAAGAGCACUCAGUGGAGAGCAUAAGCUCUUCGUCCAGCUCAGCUCAACAAAUAGCUGAGGCUGUCUCUGAGCCUGACACUCCAACUACUACGCCAACGGCUUUCAGCGAAACGGCAAGCACCGCUGAUGAUGAGGAAAGCAAAAAAGAAAUGGCGAAUUAUCUGCAGGAGAAAUUAAAGGAAAUUGAAGGCUUGAAAUCGCAAUUUAAACGUGUACAGCAGAUGCAAGAUACCACAAAAAUGAUUGAAGAACAUAUGUCCAGCAAGGAAAUGCAAUCGUCAUCGACGGUCCGACAAAGUAGACAAACAAUGAGCUCCCAAACAGUGAAAGCCAGUAGUAGCACCAGAGUAGAAUCAUCCGCAUCCACCGCUGCGGAAGCCAUAACAGGACCUGGUACGGACAAUACUGAGCUGCUGAAUGCUAUGUUGGGUAUUGUGACAGAUUUCACGAGUGAUUUGCGAGGACAGGCAGAAAGUUUGCGAGAGGAACGUGAACGUAUCAAAGCGUUGAAGGACAAAAUUAUUCAGAGCAAACAGUCAAAAUAGCUUUCAACAGUUAAAAUAUUUAUCAUUGUAGUUCCUUUAUAUAUUAUUCUUAUGUAAAGUAUUGAUCAAAUUCAUGUAACUUAAAUUUGGAUACCACAAUUAUUUGAAAUUGGUCGUUAAUUUCUGAUUAGAAAUUGUUAAGGCGCUAUCCUAUCAAAUAAAUGCGUUAGUUAGCUGAA